Akanthomyces muscarius is the source of this 1014-nucleotide messenger RNA. RefSeq lists its product as uncharacterized. Bases 1 to 1014 code for a protein of 337 amino acids. Gene Ontology annotation, biological process: inosine biosynthetic process; adenosine catabolic process. Gene Ontology annotation, molecular function: adenosine deaminase activity. The record is from RefSeq and is a predicted model, not a curated record. NCBI's taxonomy places the organism in Eukaryota, Fungi, Ascomycota, Sordariomycetes, Hypocreales, Cordycipitaceae. The transcript has 4 exons.
AUGGACUACGUUGCGCUGCCCAAAAUCGAGCUUCACGCCCAUCUCACGGGGAGCGUCUCGCGACGCACACUCCACGAUAUAUGGCGACGCAAGAAGGAUGCCGGCGACACCGACAUUCAAGACCCCAUGGCAGUCAUGCCCGAGGGCAAGCAUGACUAUAACGUGCAGACCUUCUUUCCGUUAUUCAGCAGCUACAUAUAUAAUCUCCUCAUCGACGAGGCCUCCAUCGCAGAAGCCACCACCGCCGUGCUACAAGGUUUUCACGCCGACGGCGUCGUCUAUCUGGAGCUGCGCACCACGCCCCGCACCACGCCGCUGCUCUCGCCCGAGACGUACGUGCGCACCAUCCUCGCCGCCAUCAGCGCCUUUAGCGACCUCCACCCGCAGAUGCGCACGCGCCUCAUCCUCUCCGUCGACCGACGGCACGACUACGCCACCGCGGCCGCCGUCGUAGAGCUCGGCGUCGCGCUGCAGCCGCUCGGCGUCGUCGGCGUCGACCUCUGCGGCGACCCGACGGCCAAGCCCGGCGGGGCGGUGCGGCUCUUCACGCCGGCGUUUGAGCGCGCGCGCGCCGCGGGGCUGGGCAUCACGGUGCACUUUGCCGAGGCGCAGGCCAGCGGCUCCCGCGAGGAGCUCGACGUGCUGCUGGGCUGGCAGCCGGGCCGGCUGGGCCACGUCAUCUGGGAGGACGACGAGGCGAAGCGCGAGAUUGCGAGGAGGAGCUUGUGCCUGGAGCUGUGUCUGAGCUGCAACGUGCUGGCGGAUAUGGUGGAGGGCGGGUUUGCGGGCCAUCACUUUGGGUACUGGAGGACGGUGGACGGGCCCAAAAUAUCACUCGCGACGGACGAUGUAGGCGUGUUUGGAAGCCCGUUGUCGAAGGAAUACGAGCUGGCCGCUCAACACUUUAAUCUAGACAGGCAAGAGGUGUGCUCGCUGGCGCGCCAGGCCAUUGACUCGACGUUUGGUAGCGUCGAGGAUAAAGAGUGGCUUCGAUCCGUCAUGUGGACAGCGUAG